Molecule: messenger RNA, 993 nt
Organism: Physella acuta
Lineage: Eukaryota; Metazoa; Mollusca; Gastropoda; Physidae
Product: serine/threonine-protein kinase PRP4 homolog
Source: RefSeq, a predicted model, not a curated record
GUGGUUUACGGCAGCUGGGCCGGACUUAUACAACCAGAUUAUCAAAGCAGCUGAUGAUAGCGAGGAGUGGAGAGGGGCAAGAUGGACUUACGUCUGCUUCUCCUGCUAGCGCUGGCUUUGGCCUGGUUUCUGCUAGCAGAGGCUGGGAACAGUCACGGCAAACACAGCCACAAACGCCACUCACAUAAACACAAACACCACAAGCAUAAGUCCCACCAUCACCACCACCACAAGCAUAAGCACCACCACCACAAGCAUAAGCACCACCACCACAAGCAUAAGCACCACAAGGACGACAGCCACACAGAUAGGACGCACAAAAUCAAGGUUUACAAAUAUGAUUACAAAGUUGAUGCUAAAGAAUGCCAGCUGGUGUCACUGUCAUCCGGAAGGAACAGAGACGACUACAAGCAAUUUGAUGACGUGGAACAAAUAAAGCUUGUCCGCGAGUAUUCGGGCUCUAAAGGGUGCAGACUUGAUAGAACCUAUGGCUACACCGAUAGUGAAGUCUACGCCAAAGAUGGUUGCAAAGGUUUGUUUAAAGUUUGCUUUGGCAACGACGACGACGAUGAUGGUGAUGUGGUCAAGCAUUCUGGAGGCGGGAGAGUAAGAAAGUACAGAAGAAAACUCCGCAAGCUUCGACGCCGGUUUAGACGGAAGCAUCGUCAUUGGCGCAGGCACAGGCGUUGGAGGAAACACUGGCAUAGGCGCAGGCACAGCCAUAAAAAGUCGCACCGGAACAAGUGGCAUAAGAAAAGAAACAGCCACAGGAGCAGGCGUUGGAAGCACGUUAGUUGAAGCGUGGUGAUCAAGAUAAAAACAACAACCAACGUUUAAUAAAGUUUGGCUAAAUAUCGCGUUUUGAUUUCUAGAUUUCUUUGUAAUUCAUGGAUCUUAAAAAACAAAAGCUGUUGUUAUCAGAGCUUGGGUUGGGAUUUGCUUUAAAUAAAACAUGAUUUGAGUAAAUUGUGCAUUAAAAUAUUCUUGGAAUGU